UGACCCGGAAGUGAUGUCUGCUGCGAUUUGAUUUCUCCUGCUAUUUUUGCGAUGCUAAUUAUAGUUUCGAUACCGGCAGCUUCUCGCUUAGACGUCUAAAUGUGUUGAUAAAUGUUUAUAUUUGUCUUUUGUUACCUAUCUAUUUAAGUAAAGAUACCGCAUAUUUGAAAUGGACUUUUUAAACCAGAGUGGGUCCAGACAGCGUAAGUUACAGCCGAAGAUCAGGAUGCGAGGCCCCUCAGGGGACCCCAGUGACCCCAGCCCGUUAUUUGACGACACUAGUUCGGUGGUGAACAAACACGGUCACGGCGACGUGGGGAAAGGGCCUGAUGCGUAUCCAGGACAGGCCUUUCUGUCGGACCCCAUGUCUAACCUCGCCAUGGCCUACGGCAGCAGUCUCGCCACACACGGCAAAGAGAUGAUGGACAAGAACCUGGAUCGAUUCGUCCCCAUCUCGAAGUUAAAGUACUAUUUUGCAGUAGACACGGUUUAUGUUGGCAAGAAGCUUGGACUGCUGGUUUUUCCCUACAUGCAUGAAAACUGGGAGGUGAGCUAUCAGCAGGAUACACCAGUUGCUCCACGGUUUGAUAUCAACGCCCCAGAUCUGUACAUUCCCGUGAUGGGUUUCAUUACGUAUGUCCUGGUUGCUGGAUUGGCUCUGGGCACACAGAACCGGUUUUCUCCAGAGAUUUUGGGCAUUCAGGCCAGCUCGGCCCUGGUGUGGCUCAUCAUCGAGGUUCUGGCUGUGCUCCUCAGUCUUUAUCUGGUAACCGUUAACACUGACCUCACCACCAUCGACCUGGUGGCCUUUUCUGGAUACAAAUAUGUCGGGAUGAUCGUGGGAGUGGUGGCAGGACUUGUGUUUGGCCGGAUGGGAUAUUACCUCUCACUGCUGUGGUGCUGCGUGUCUAUCUUUGUCUUUACGAUCCGAACGCUCCGGCUAAAGAUCCUGUCUGAGGCCGCCGCGGAGGGACGGUUAGUGCGAGGAGCCAAAAACCAGCUGCGGAUGUACCUGACCAUGGCCAUCGCUGCAGCACAGCCCGUGUUCAUGUACUGGCUCACCUUCCACCUGGUCAGAUAAGAGGAACGGCCACGGACAGAAGCUCAGAGAGCCAAUUUGCACACACGUAAUAAUAAACCAAUGGACACGUGUUGUGCAGCCUCAUCAUUGCACAAUAUGAAUGAUCUCAACUGUAAUCGCCCAGCUGUCUUUUGUACAUUUCUAGGAGUUUUUGUUGGGUUUUGUAUUGUCUAAUCUAAUGUACAGUGCAAUUGUAUUUUAUUUUUUUUUAAUGUUAAUGUCUUUAUUUGCAAAUUUAAACAAAGGGUGUUGUCCGGAUGCUAUGACUGCACUAGGCUGCCUAUUUCCUGUCAUAGUAACCACAAACCAUGUGUGUGUGUGUGUUGCUUCUAUACUAGUAAGGCGCUCUUUCUUGUUGCCACUAACAGAUGCAUAAAGAGUCUUUCUUGAGGUCAGACCUUCAUGCUUAAUGCAGGUUUUUACAAAAGAAACUAGCUUCAUACAUUUCAGGGUCAAUUGCAGAUUUCUUUCAUAAAUUGUACAUGAAAUAAACAUGCUCUCAGGAGUUUUGAAUUCAAGGCUAGUUUACUGUGGGUUAUAGAAGUUAUUUUAAUAAUAAAUAAAUAUGGAUUUACUAAGUAAAGUUUAAAUCAAUGUAAGCAUACUAGUUUAAUGGUGGUAAUAGAUAUUAUUCUGCAGAAAUCUGCCUGUUCAUAACUGGCUUCACGGUGUAAUAAUACUACAGAAACCGCUACUGUGGUGAAGGCUGAUGUUGGCUACAUAAGCAGUUACCUGUUAUGUAAAGCAUGUCCUGUUAGGCAUGUUACCCUGAACAGUUUUGUUAGGAUUGCCAAACAAUCCACGAAUGAAUAAAGACAAUGAAAGUGAAUUCAUCAAUAAAUUAAUUAUGGAGAUAAAAAAAGAGGAAUCCAAAAUUGGCACUGUCUGCAAAACUGAAUACUGAAUUGUUUAUUGAGUGAGUUUAUAUAUUUACGUAGCUUUUUUAAAGCUUACUUUGCCUAUUUAAACAUAAUAUUUCAGAAAACGUCUAACACAAACCAAUUGUCUUAAGGUAACAUGAUUAAUCAACCAGGGAAACAAUGUGGAUAUAUUUUAGUAAAAAAAAAAAAAAAGUUUUGCUUUAAUUUAUAAAAGUGUGCAAGAAAAGGCACGACAAAGAAAUGACACCUGGCUGCUCAGAAAAGAAAAGAAAAAACGUGUUUCACUGUUUUAGUUUUGCAGCUGUCUCUCAGUUUCAAAUUCACUCACUGACAAGAGAAAAAGAAAAGAUAGUGUAAUCUUUGCUGAUCUUUAAGGCUUUAUAAAUUCCAACCUGAUUUCCCCAACUUGUGCACCGUUACACACUAACAGAUGCUGUACAGAA
This is a messenger RNA of Pimephales promelas (fathead minnow), 2405 nucleotides long. It is a transcript of the gene yif1b, whose product is annotated as Yip1 interacting factor homolog B (S. cerevisiae). Gene Ontology annotation, biological process: endoplasmic reticulum to Golgi vesicle-mediated transport. The record is from RefSeq and is a predicted model, not a curated record. NCBI's taxonomy places the organism in Eukaryota, Metazoa, Chordata, Actinopteri, Cypriniformes, Leuciscidae. Gene Ontology annotation, cellular component: COPII-coated ER to Golgi transport vesicle; Golgi membrane; endoplasmic reticulum membrane.